AGUCAAGCACAAUCUGUGAGCUUGAGAGCUGAACAACGUGAGCUGGAUGUUUAGAGAAUAACUGUAUCAAGUUUCCUUUUGAUAUGGAUAUUUUCCUGCUGACAUUAAUGACACUACGCUUUGAACAGCCUCUCAACCAGGUGAAGCUGGUUUAAAUAGGAAGGAAACUAGCUUUAUUUUCUGCCUCUGCUCGCCAUGUGGAGCUACAGUUUCAUGACCGAGAGGUUCAGCACUUCACUACAGUGAGGUAACAAGUCUGAAAUAGACUGGAUGAAAUCUUUAAGCUCUGUCCACAUCUGAAGGCUUUAGCUCUCCAACAGGAUGGAUGUCCUUUCAAACACCGUCUCCAUGUCCAACCACAUACAUGGAGAAGACCUCUCAUCUAUCCCGCCUCCUGCCAUGGCUAUUGAUAAACUCUUGCCUGCUCUCCUUGAGUGUUUUGGGAUCAUACUGUGUGGGUAUGUUGCUGGUCGGGCCAAUAUCAUAACUACUAAUCAAGCCAAAGGUCUGGGGAACUUUGUGUCAAAAUUUGCCCUACCAGCACUGCUGUUUAAGAACAUGGUGCUGUUGGACUUUGGUAAUGUCAUUUGGCCAUUUCUUUGGAGCAUCUUAGUGGCCAAAGUGGUUGUGUUCUUCGUUGUGUGUGUCCUAACGUUACUGGUGACCAGCAAGGAGAGUCGAUACGGCAAAGCUGGACUUUUCUCCAUAUUUGCCACCCAAAGUAAUGACUUUGCCCUGGGGUACCCUAUAGUUGAAGCUCUAUACAGAAACACCCAUCCAGACUACCUUCAGUAUAUCUACCUGGUGGCACCAGUCUCUCUCAUGGUGCUCAAUCCUAUUGGCUUUGCAUUCUGCGAGGUCCAGAAAUGGAAAUGUGAGCAACGGCAGCAGCAGAGUAAGCUGCAUGUGGUCGGAGUGGUCUUUAUUCACGUUCUCAAGAAUCCCAUUGUCUUCAUGGUGGUAAUUGGGAUUGCAGCACACUUUGUCCUAGGCCCAAAGAUCCCAGAUUUCAUGCAGGAGUUUGUGGAUGGUUUGGCAAACUCUUUUGGUGGAGCAGCUCUGUUUUAUCUGGGUCUGACCAUGGUGGGGCAGCUGAAGAAACUAACCAGGUCCACUGUGGUGGCUCUCAUACUGCUCAUCACUGCCAAAUUACUGGUGAUGCCACUGAUUUGUCGAGAUAUGGUGGAGGUUUUGGACAGGCGGAAUAUUAGCUCCCAAAACCAGAGCAGUCUCUCUAACUAUGCCUUCCUGUAUGGCAUUUUCCCCACUGCACCCAGUGUGGCCAUUUACGCCAGUCACUACAACAUGGAGCUACAGGUGAUGACCUCAGGGAUGGUGAUCAGCACAUUCCUCUCUGCUCCGAUAAUGUAUGUCUCUGCAUGGCUGCUGACUAUACCCUGGAUGGAUCCCAAACCACUAGAAUCAGCACUACAAAACAUUAGCUUUAACAUCAGCAUCGUCAGCCUAGUCGCUCUUGUGUGGUGUGUUGCUGUCAGUGUAAUGAGUAAGAAGUUCCGCAGACGUCCGCACAUGUUUACUAUCAAUCUGUUUGUGGCACAGCUGGGGGUGUGUGUCAGUAUGAUCGCUUGGAAUUUUGUGGUGGUUCAGGAUAACUACGUUGGUCAGAUUUUGACCUUUACUGUACUCUAUGGCUCACUCUACAGCACUUAUAUUUGGCCAGGUCUGAUAGCACUCUCUCUGUUCUUGUUGAGGAGGAAUGAGGAGCUGAAAGUGCAGCCUGGUGUUUUAAUGAUUACUGGUUGGGGAGUGCCAUGUGUAGCAAUAAUUAUCCUGCUCAUGGUGGGAGAGAAAAUGCCAGACACCAUUGACUCUGCAUUCUUUUUUGGCCCGUCACAGGUUGUGUGUACAGUGAUCGUAUCAGGCGUAGGUAUAGUUGUAUCAGGAAUUUCCCUCAUGCUGCUCAGCAGAGGCACACAGGAAUAUCAAACCCUUGAGCAUGCCACUGCGGAGGACCUCAGGACUGAAAACGAUACACAAACCCAAAGCAAUAUUGAGCAGACCACCAUAGAGGAUGGUAAUAGGAGAGGGUGUCAGGGAUGUGAGUGUAACAGUUCUUCAAUUGAGACUGUACCGAAUAAUAUUUGCCACAGCCCUGUGGAGGACACACCAUUUAUACAGCCAGAUCAGUGUGGGAACUGCUGUGACUCCUCUCAUUGCUUGCUGGUAGAAGAGGAACAGAAGCAGCAGACUGCAGACAGACAGGUUGCUCGACAUGUACUGCUCUGUCUGCUACUCACUGUCAAUCUCCUGGCUAAUAUCUCCAGCUACCUCUGGUGGCUUUUCAGUCCAGUUCCAGGCAGACUCUACUUAGAGCUGCAAUUCUUUUGUGCUGUGAUCAACUUUGGACAAGGUUUUAUAUCAUUCGGCAUUUUUGGUCUUGAUAAACAUUUUAUCAUUAUACCAUUUAAAAAGAGGUUAGCACGUCUGAUGCAGACUCCGGGACAGGAGGCAGCAGGUUCCACUAAUGUGUCCGAGGAGAUCAGACUCACCUGCAGUCAGUUUCUUAAGUACCAUAAAGAACAAUGUGCCCAGGACAUUGUCCAGAAAAAGAGGUGUGGGGAGCACAGUGUAGUUCACACAUUUCUUGGCAGUGAAAUGGUGCUGUGGCUGCAGACUGUUGGAUUGGCCAGUGACCAGGGGGAGGCACUGCUCUAUGGCUCCCAUCUGCUGGAAGGCGGAGUCAUCCACCACAUUACUCAUGACUAUGGUUUCCAAGACGACAACCUGCAUUACUGUUUCAUGGAGGGCUGCGUGAUUCAUCACUAAAGCCGGAUGAUAUCGUACCCACAAUAGACAAAUGCUGGUUCAGAUUUUAGACUGUUGAACGUAACAACUGACAAACUUUUAGUGUGAUUCCUGACUUGGUAUGCGUUAUACUUGGUGUAAACUGGCUUGUUUACAGAAAGAAAAGGGAUGCAGUUAACCAAGUGCUGCUUUGAAGAGCAAACUAUAUAUACAUUAUAUUAAGCUGUACAAAGGUACAGUGCACUGAAUAUUUUGAAUACAAUCCAUCAAGACCAUCAGAGCUUUAAGCAAGACAUAUACUGUAAUAGUAUAUAAGCUGCAUCAUUUCUGCUAAACCUUAAAUUUUAUCAAACGCUCUGAAAACGGACCUCUUCUGAUAAGGAAGGCUUUUCAUCUAAUUUUUCCCCAUUACAGGCCUUCUAACAGAUUAACAUUCUACACUUGCAGUCAGAAGUUUACAUAUACACAGACAUGAAUGUCAUGACAAUACUGGGCUUUCAAUUAUUAUUAUUAUUUUAUUUUUUUUAAACUGAGGCCCAGCUUCAGCUCUUGGUAACAGGGUGGGCCAGGGAGAUUUUAUGAGGGGCAAGUUAAAUAAACAUACAGUAUAUCCUUGUGAUGGUACUAAUUUUUUCUCUCCUUUUUUUUCCCCCACCUCCCCCUCUUCGGUGGGGUGGGCCAGCCUUGUGUUUGGUGGGCUAGGCCUUCCCAGGGAGCUGGGUCCGUUUGAACUGUCCUUUUCAUGUGGCAAAAUGAUUGUACUAACAUUUGUCGGUUAAAAAAAAACAAUUACUUGGUGCACAAGUUUGAAUUUAUUUUGGGUUUUCUGAAAUCAAUCAACACAGGGUCAAAAAUAUGCAUACACCCACUUAAUUCAGUGGUGCUAAAGUUCCCAAAUGUCUUUGAACUUGCCAAGGCCUCUUUAACUUCCUGUUUCUGAUCAUGGUUAACUACAGUUGGUAGGUUCUCUGUGCCAAAAUAAAAAGCAUUUGGUUUACCACACUCAGUGGAUUGACCAACACAAAGUACAAUGGGGAAAGUCCAAGGAGCUCAGUGUAGAACUGAAGAAGAGGAUCACAGAUUGAUACAACUCAGGAAAGUCUCUUGGAGCCAUUUCUAAACAACUGCAGACACCAAGAUCAUCAGUUCGGACAACUGUGUGUAAAAGCUAUCGGGAGCCACUUUGUCAAACCACUUUGCUGGAAGAAGACCCAAAUUGUCUCCCUCAGCUAAGGGGAAAUUGGUUCAGAUGGUCAGGAACCACCAAGGCACAGGCCUGCCAUGAACUGAAAGAAGCCCCUGCUUAAAAAUCAACACCUUCAAGAUUAAGUUUGCAGCUGACCACAUGGAAAAAGAAAUGGCCUUCUGGAGGAAAGUUUUAUGGUCAGAUGAGACAAAGAUUGAGUUGUUUGGCCACAAUGACCAGAAGUACAGAGGAGCACUGUACCAGCUGUUAAGCAUGGUGGUGGUAGCAUCUUAUUCUGGGGCUGUUUUGCUGCCAGUGGAACUGGUGCACUGCACAAAGCGGAUGGAAUAAUGAAGGAGGAUGACUACCUUAGAAUUCCUCAGCAUAACCUCAAACCAUCAGCUCAGACACAAUUGGGUCUUCCAACAGGACAGUGACCUUAAAAUGCACAUCAAAGCUGGUUGUGGAACAGAUAAAGCAGGCUUAAACUUAAAACAAGUCCUGACUUCAACCCUAUUAAAAUUACGUGGGCUGUGCUUAAAAGUCAGGUCGGUGCCAGGAAACACACAGGUUCAAUGAACUCAUCAAUUCUACCAAGAAGAGCGGUCAAAUAUCCAUCCAGAAUUCUGCCAGAAGUUUGUUGAUGGCCACCAAAAGCAUCAAAACUUGCUAAGAGACAUUUAACUAAAUAUUAGGUGUGCUGUAUGCAUAAUUUUGACCAGCUAGUGGUUAGCGUGUCCACCUCUUGAUUGGGAGAUCACGAGUUCUACUCAUGGUCAGGUCAUACCAAAGAAAGACCAUCAUGAAAAUGGUACCUACUGCUGUCUGGCGAGGCACGCUGCAAUACAGAUGCGAGUGGGGAGUCAAACUCUCACGGUUACCAGAGGACUAGCCCCCCACUGUAACCCUAGCUAUGUAAUAGGCGAGAGGCCGAGGGCUAUGCGCCACAUAGCGUGGGAAGGACUUUGAUUUUAUUGUAUAAUUUUGACCCCGUGUUAAUUUCAGAAAAUCCCAAAUAAAACUUGUGCAUCAAAUUCUUUUUUUCCUGAUGAAAGAUGUUGUAUAAAUCAUUCUACUACAAAAAAAGAACAGUUCAAAGAAAUAAUUGAAAGCCCACUAUUGCCAUGACGUUCAUGUCCAUAUACAGUACCAGUCAAAAGUUUGUACACCCCACUCAUUCAUAGGUUUUUCGGUAUUUUGACUAUUUUCUACAUUGUAGGACAAUACUGAAGACAUCAAAACUAUGAAAUAACAUACGGAACAUAUAUGGAAUUAUGUGGUAAACAAAAAAAAGUGUUAAAAACAAAAUGUUUCAUAUUUUAGAUUCUUCAAAGUAGCCAGCGUUUACCUUCAUGACACUUUGCACACUAUUGGCAUUAUCUUAACCAGCUUCAUGAGAUCGUCACCUGGAAUGCUUUUCAAUUAACGGGUGUCUCAUCAAAAGCUAAUUAGUGCAAUUUCUUGCUUUCUUAAUGUGUUUGAGAUCAAACAGUAAAUAAUAAAAAUACAGUAAAUAGCCCUAUUUCACAACUGUAUGAUGUCAAGAACCGCUCAACAAAGAGAAACAUCCAUCAUUACUUUCAGACAUGAAGUGUAUAUUCAUUCAUAAAAAAAAUAAAGAAAAAACAUCGAAUUAGAAAGCGUGUCCAAACUUCUGACUGCAACUCUAUAACCACAACUUCGUUCGAGCUGCCAGGAAGCACAUAGAGGCUCAUGCAUGAUUUUUUUGCAUCGCUCUGAUGUCACAUGAUUGGCUGAUUAGAUAACUGCAUGUGUGCGCAGGUAUACAGGUCUUCCUAAUACAGUGGAUGGUGUGUGUACACUAGUGACAUAUUCCUGAGGUCUUCCACAAAGAUCAGUAAGAAAAUGUUUAUACAGAAACACUCAGGGGAAAAAUAAAGGGUUUUUUUCUUUUUAAAUAAUAUUCAUUAUUAUUUCUGACUUUCAGUUUCAAUUGAAUUGCCAUACAUUGUCAUUUAUCCCAUUAUUCAGAGUUCAAAACACAUUCGAUAACAUAACUAUGUAAAACAUUGUACGAGUGUGCCAUACAGGACAUAUACUGUUAAGGUUUUACUGAUCAACGACAUUUCCUCUGAAGACCAAGGAAGCAUUUGUUUGUGUGCGCACGCGCAUGUGCGCACAUCAUUUAAAACCACCCUCUUAACAAUUAAACCUAACCAUUAGUUGCAGGGAUUCUGUCAGCGUGUUAGUUGUCUGGUGUUAGCACUGUGUAACACCAGCAACAUUAUCUGUAAAAAACAUAUGACUAAUAAUAUUUUUGUUAUCUUUUUAUUGGAGAUACAGCUGUUUUCAUGUCUACAUUGCAUAUCACUAAUAUCUCAAUUGUGCAUCAAAUAAAACCAUUUUUUCCCAAA
Neoarius graeffei (lesser salmon catfish) is the source of this 6327-nucleotide messenger RNA. It is a transcript of the gene gpr155a, whose product is annotated as G protein-coupled receptor 155a. Gene Ontology annotation, biological process: transmembrane transport; intracellular signal transduction. Gene Ontology annotation, cellular component: membrane. The coding region runs from base 322 to 2787 and encodes 821 amino acids. The transcript has 16 exons. The record is from RefSeq and is a predicted model, not a curated record. NCBI's taxonomy places the organism in Eukaryota, Metazoa, Chordata, Actinopteri, Siluriformes, Ariidae.